UCGACGGUGCCUUUGUUGAAUGAAGUCAACUCUACUAAGUUCCAAAUUGCUAUUUUUGAUCAGCUACUGGCUGGGUUUCCUACCUACUGCUGUUCAAUAUUCUACGCUUGACAAGAUUUAUAUGACAGGUGUGAUAAGAAACACACAUGCAUCUGUGAAGGAUGAACAAAUUUCUAAUCCCAUAAAAAUAUGGUUAGCACAUACCAAAGAACGCAUGGAUCGAGAGAGAAAAAAGAAAAGAGGAAGAAACCAAAGAGAUCAGGUACAAAACGAACCUGACGAACCUGACGAACCUGACGAACCUGACGAACCUGAAGAGCCUGAAGAACCCAAAGAACGUCAUUGACAUAAGUUACUUAUUAUAAAAGAAAGAAGGUGCCGACGAUCUCUUGCUUAAGAAUAUGUUAUUUUCAAGAUUUUUUAUUUUGCCAAGAAUGUUUCUUUUAUUUUCAAGAUUUUUUAUUUUGCCAAAGAUGAACAGGUGCCUCUUCUACCUCACGUAUAACAUAUUCUUAAUUCUAUUUUUAGUAUUUUUUCAUAUGCGUUUUUUCAAUGCGUUUUAUUUACAAGUAAAUAUUUCCGUUUUUUUAAUACUCUGCAAAAAUGUAAGAAGAAAUCUCAUUUAAACAAUUGAUUGACGGUAUGCAACUUAACAUCCUGCUGAUUGCAAAUGUAAAUUUCUAUGAUUAUAUUUCGCUUUGUUCUUUAAAAGAGUUCGUUACUCUGAAUGGCUUAAUGUGAAGUAAUGAAUAUAAAAAUGUAUAAUUGCGCUGU
Messenger RNA from Temnothorax curvispinosus, 774 nucleotides. RefSeq lists its product as uncharacterized. The transcript has 2 exons. The record is from RefSeq and is a predicted model, not a curated record. Bases 20 to 346 code for a protein of 108 amino acids. Lineage: Eukaryota; Metazoa; Arthropoda; Insecta; Hymenoptera; Formicidae.